Messenger RNA from Capsicum annuum, 603 nucleotides. RefSeq names its product putative protein FAR1-RELATED SEQUENCE 10. NCBI's taxonomy places the organism in Eukaryota, Viridiplantae, Streptophyta, Magnoliopsida, Solanales, Solanaceae. The transcript is spliced from 2 exons. Bases 1 to 603 code for a protein of 200 amino acids. The record is from RefSeq and is a predicted model, not a curated record.
AUGAAAGAUGCACCUGGUGACAAAGGCAAAGACUCCUCUGCCCAAAAAGAUUUCAGCGUUAACGAGCCUAAUAUUUGUAACACUAGUAAGAACUUUGUUUUUGAGAUCGACAUGAAAAUUAAUUCGGAAGAGGAAUCAUACAAUGCAUAUAAUUCAUAUGUCGUGGCAAGAGGUUUUGGUGUUCGAAAGGGAGGAAAAACUAAUAAUGUAAAAGGAGAGACAACAAGACGUUUAUUUCUUUGCUCUUGUGAAGGACAAUCGGAUAAACUUUCUCCUUUUCAAGAAAGAAAGCGACAAAGAUUAGAAUAUAGAUGUGGUUGUAUGACUCGUAUAAAAUUUAAAAUUUCAAAUGGAAUAUGGGAAGUUUGUGAAUUCAAUGAUGUGCAUAGUCAUCCCAUGAUAGAAGAUAAUUUGAAACAUUUCAUACAUUCUGGUCGUAGGCUUACAAAUGCUACUAAAAAUAUUGUUGGUUCUAUGAUUGAUGCCGGUAUUCGUACAAAAAAAGUUGUUCGAUAUCUUCAGAAUGAAGCGGGUGGAGUUAAAAAUGUAGGAUUCAUUGAACAAGAUGCUCAAACUUUGUUCAAGCACAUAAGAGAAAUAUGA